This is a messenger RNA of Charadrius vociferus (killdeer), 1240 nucleotides long. RefSeq names its product alcohol dehydrogenase 1. The record is from RefSeq and is a predicted model, not a curated record. Gene Ontology annotation, molecular function: all-trans-retinol dehydrogenase (NAD+) activity; zinc ion binding. The transcript is spliced from 9 exons. Bases 100 to 1227 code for a protein of 375 amino acids. Lineage: Eukaryota; Metazoa; Chordata; Aves; Charadriiformes; Charadriidae. Gene Ontology annotation, cellular component: cytosol. Gene Ontology annotation, biological process: retinoic acid metabolic process; retinol metabolic process.
GGACAGGACUUGUAUCAGCAACCCGACUGCUUUGCAGCUGACUGAAUUUUUGGCCCAAGAAAUCAGUGGUGGCGGCUCAAAACAGAGACACCGGUCAACAUGAGCACAGCAGGCAAAGUUAUUAAAUGCAAAGCAGCAGUAAUGUGGGAAGCCAAUAAACCAUUUUCUAUUGAGGAAGUGGAAGUUGCCCCACCAAAAGCACAUGAAGUUCGCAUAAAGAUUGUGGCCACAGGGAUCUGUCGCUCUGAUGACCAUGUGAUAACUGGUGGACUGGUCAUGCCUUUUCCAAUAAUUCUUGGGCAUGAAGCAGCUGGUGUUGUGGAGAGUGUUGGGCAGGGAGUAACUUCCGUCAAACCAGGAGACAAGGUUAUUCCACUCUUUGUUCCACAAUGUGGGGAGUGCAACAGCUGCUUAAGCACCAAGGGUAAUCUGUGCAGUAAAAACGACCUUGGUUCAGGUGCUGGAUUAAUGCCUGAUGGCACCACCAGAUUCACCUGUAAAGGAAAAGCAAUUCACCAUUUUAUUGGUACAAGUACCUUCACUGAAUACACAGUAGUGCAUGAAUCUGCUGUAGCCAAAAUUGAUUCUGCUGCUCCUCUGGAAAAAGUUUGUCUAAUUGGCUGUGGAUUUUCAACUGGUUAUGGGGCUGCUGUGCAGACUGCCAAGGUGGAACCAGGUUCCACCUGUGCCAUCUUCGGCCUCGGAGGAGUUGGCCUCUCUGUUGUCAUGGGCUGCAAGGCGGCGGGAGCUUCCCGCAUCAUUGCUGUUGAUAUCAACAGCGACAAGUUUGCCAAGGCCAAGGAGCUGGGAGCCACAGACUGCGUCAACCCUAAAGAUUUCAAGAAGCCUAUUCACGAAGUGUUGAUCGAAAUGACUGGCCAUGGUGUGGACUACUCCUUUGAGGUCAUCGGCCGUACCGAAACCAUGACUGCAGCCUUGGCCUGUUGCCAAUACAACUAUGGAGUCAGUGUGAUUGUGGGAGUACCCCCUGCAGCACAAAAGAUCACUUUUGACCCCAUGCUCCUCUUCACUGGUCGCACCUGGAAAGGGUCCGUCUUUGGAGGCUGGAAGAGUAAAGAUUCAGUCCCUAAACUGGUUGCUGACUACAUGAAGAAAAAAUUUGUUCUGGAUCCAUUAAUAACCCACACACUUCCUUUCACUAAAAUCAAUGAAGGAUUUGAUCUGCUAAGGACAGGGAAGAGCAUUCGCAGCGUCCUGGUCUUUUAGGAUUCCCAAUUGU